CCUCGGGGCUCAUUCAUUCCGCGCCAGGCCUGCCAGACACCUGCGCUCUCCUUCAGCCGCUCGCGGUCGCCGCCGGCAUGUCAGGCCCCGCCGCCGAGACCCCGUCCGCCAUCCAGAUCUGCCGGAUCAUGCGGCCAGAUGAUGCCAAUGUGGCUGGCAACAUCCACGGUGGGACCAUCCUGAAGAUGAUCGAGGAGGCAGGAGCCAUCAUCAGGACCCGGCACUGCAACAGCCAGAACGGGGAGCGCUGUGUGGCCGCCCUGGCCCCUGUCGAGCGCACCGACUUCCUGUCCCCCAUGUGCAUUGGCGAGGUGGCGCACGUCAGCGCGGAGAUCACCUAUACCUCCAAGCACUCCGUGGAGGUCCAGGUCCAUGUGAUGUCAGAAAACAUCCUCACAGGUACUAAAAAGCUGACCAAUAAGGCUACCCUGUGGUAUGUGCCCCUGUCACUGAAGAACGUGGACAAGGUCCUGGAGGUGCCUCCAGUCGUGUACUCCCGGCAGGAGCAGGAGGGCCGGAAGCGGUAUGAGGCCCAGAAGCUGGCGCGCAUGGAGACCAAGUGGAGGAACGGGGACAUCGUCCAGCCUGUCCUGAACCCAGAGCCCAACACGGUCAGCUACAGCCAGUCCAGCCUGAUUCACCUGGUGGGGCCUUCCGACUGCACCCUGCAUGGCUUCGUGCACGGAGAUGUCACCAUGAAGCUCAUGGACGAGGUGGCCGGAAUCGUGGCUGCGCGUCAUUGCAAGACCAACAUAGUCACUGCCUCUGUGGACGCCAACAACUUCCACGACAAGAUCAGAAAAGGCUGCGUCAUCACCAUCUCUGGCCGCAUGACCUUCACAAGCAACAAGUCCAUGGAGAUCGAGGUCCUGGUGGACGCCGACCCCGUGGUGGACAACUCGCAGAAGCGUUACUGGGUGGCCAGUGCCUUCUUCACCUACGUGUCCCUGAGCCAGGAGGGCAAGUCGCUGCCCGUGCCCUAGCUCGUGCCCGAGACCGAGGACGAGAAGAAGCGCUUUGAGGAAGGCAAAGGGCGGUACCUACAGAUGAAGGCAAAACGGCAGGGUCAACCAGAGCCCCAGCCCUAGGGGCCGCCCCACGUUGGGCCCGGAGGGGCCCCAGAGUCCAGUCAUGUAGAAUCCACCCCCUUGGCCAAAAACCCAACCCACACUGAGAGCCAGUGUCGUGUGAAGUGUUCGUCUUACAGUGUUAACCUGUGCCCUCUCCCGAAAACCUACACACCAAAGCUUUAUUUCUAUGACUCCGGUGUAAGCGCUCCCGUGUUGUCCCUGCCGCCGAGGCGUCCCUCGGGAAGACGCGCGCGCACUACGGCGUGUGUAGAACCCAGCAUCACUAAUAAAGCUGCUCUUUGGCUGGAAAAAAAAAAAA
Molecule: messenger RNA, 1389 nt
Organism: Mustela lutreola (European mink)
Lineage: Eukaryota; Metazoa; Chordata; Mammalia; Carnivora; Mustelidae
Product: cytosolic acyl coenzyme A thioester hydrolase-like
Exons: 1
Coding region: 78-983 (301 amino acids)
Biological process (GO): palmitic acid biosynthetic process; acyl-CoA metabolic process
Cellular component (GO): nucleoplasm; cytosol; extracellular exosome
Molecular function (GO): long-chain fatty acyl-CoA binding
Source: RefSeq, a predicted model, not a curated record